UCCUCCCGAAGCACCCUGGGGUUACUUGUUAGGCUCCUCGACCCCUCUGCCUCCAGCCACAAUGUUGUAAUAUACAUCAUCCAUGUCUCUCUCUCUCUCUCUCUUGAGUACAAAUUUAAGUUUCUCUCUGUCUCGAUGAGUACUAAUCAUAUGUUUGGUUCUAUUGAUAGUGCCACGGAUCGAAGGAGGAAUGAGUUAGAAUUGUGUCAACUGAGCUCUUGGCUGAUAGGGACAGCUAGAGCAUUAAUAAACAUAUUCAGAAAAAGAUUCUUUUGAGAUCCUGGAACAUGGUAGAUCCCCAGAAGAAAAGGGUGAAGUACUACAACCUUGGAACCCUCAUUUCCUCGAGGGGCAAAAUCGAGCUUUAAUGAUAUCAUUCACAGGUACUCAUCUGAAUUCCGCGUUGCUGGGAAAAAUGGUUCUCAGUUAUGGCAGUGAGAUGAACAGAGGUCUCGAGUGACGCAACCUGACGCCAUAAUCUAGAAAUCAGACUCCUGUAAGUGAAGUACUACAUGGUCAAACCCUAAUCAUUGAUUCUCUUUCUCAUGCAAAUUCGUUGUUUAAUUUGAAGAAGAAACAAAACAAGCUCAGGCUCCAUGAUAACAGCAAUAGUAACAACGACAAAACUUAGUUAUCAAAUAGUAG
This is a messenger RNA of Linum tenue, 645 nucleotides long. The record is from the annotation of a GenBank genome assembly. Lineage: Eukaryota; Viridiplantae; Streptophyta; Magnoliopsida; Malpighiales; Linaceae.